GGGGGAAGAUGGCUGCCCGGCAGUGGAGAUGUCAACCAUGCUGAGGAAUGGAUUCACAACAUGGGUCGGGAAAUGGGAACUCCAUCAAAACAUCAGCGACUAUGUUCUAAACAUUUUGAGGACAGUUCUUUUGAAAUCGAUCCUCUAAAAAUUAGGAAAAACCGGCGCCUACUGAAAGAAGCAGUUCCCAAAAAAUUCAUUUUGGGCGAAGACGGAAACUGGCUUGUUGGAACACCUCAAAGUUUCUGUGGUGGAAUAAGUAAUAAAACUCGAAAACGAAUCCGGAAUCCUGAACAUUUGAAGGUCCCAGGGACAUUUGAUAAUGUUGCAGCUCCUGAAGGGAAGAAUUUAGAAGAGUGGCAAAAGGAGCUUUACAAAAAAGUGAUAAAAGACAAUUAUGAAUCUUUAAUCUCACUGGGUAAAGCCUCCAAAUAUGAUAUUCAGUCACGAGAAGAGCUACGUGUCAAGGCUCAGUGGGGCUUGGAGAAAAGAGAAAUGUCUAUGAAUCCUAGCAUAGUGGAUGAUGGGAUUGUGAUCAAAACUGAAGUGCAGGAUAAUGAGGAAGCUCCAGAAAAUAUGGAACUGCAUGGAUCAUUUUCAGGAAGAUCAGAAGACCUGGUUUUCCAAACUCCUGACAAGGGAAUAAUUUGUGAGAGUCAUUGGAGCGCAGAAACAGAGCCGAGUAAUCUUCCUGGAAGCAGAAUGGGUAACUCUACUCUUGGGAAAGAAGAUUCCAAUAAAUUCAAAGGUAUUCUUUUCUACCAGGAGACACCCACAGGAGAGAGACUAUACCUAUGUACAGAAUGUAAGAAAACCUUUAAGUUGAAGAUAGGUCUUUUAAAACACAAGCAAAUUCAUGCAAAAAAGAAUCCGGUAUCAUCGUACAUAUGUACAGACUGUGGAAAAAGCUUUGGUCGCCAUGCAGAUCUUAUUAGACACCAGAGAACUCACACAGGAGAGAGACCCUAUAAAUGUACAGAAUGCGAGAAAAGCUUUACUGAGAAACCGAGACUUACUAAUCACUUACGAACUCACAACAUCUGCCUGUAACCACUGUGGCAAAAGCUUUAUGGGAACUGAUUUUCCACUCAGUCAUCAACAAAUCCAUCUGAGAAUAUGGACCCUACACAUGUACCAACUGUAGGAAAAGCUUUUGUGUAAGAAGACAUUUUAUAACACUGAAUUGAACUCAAGCAUGAGACGGACCUGUCAUUGUAGCUCAUCUGUUUAAGCCUUGAGAAGCAACUGAAUUUAUUAGCUAUGAAAAUGAUUCAUGCAAGGGGGGAGAACGGACGUAUAAAAGUGUACUGACGAUACCAAAAAUGUCAUUUAAAAAAAAAUCCUAAAACACCAACUAACCUAUACUAGAGAGAGACUGUAUUAUUGCAGAAAACGUGGGAGAAGUUUGACAUGAGGAACCUUUGACCACAUCACCAGAGAAUUUAUGGAACAGAGCAGGAUAAUUUUAGAUAGAAAUUAGAGCUUCAAAGAGCCUUAGAUCAGUUUAACAGAUUUGGCUUCUUGAUGUUAAAAAUAGGAAAUAAAUGGUAAAGUCCAUUAAGCGCAGUCAAAUGACAGUGGUGCCAGUAGUGAAAGCACCAACGCAUGUUAGUAGGCCAAAGACAAAAUGUAGUUCAAACUUCCACAAUUUAGAGUAAUUUACAGCACAUGAGAUGCAGGCUUCAUUUUUGAGCUCCUGGAAGAGAAAACAGAAAUGGAUAAUGUUUUCCUUUCUGUCACUUCUGUGCAACAUGAAUGACGGGAGGCAAAAUUUAUGUAGGAUUAUUCUUCUCUCUAAACCAAAAGCAGCACUGGCUCCAAUUUCAGAGGAAGCGUCAGCAGAUGGAGAUGGGGGGGAAAAAACAGUGGAGUCAUCUGCUUAAAAACAUAAUCAUACACAGGUCAGAAAAUCUUCCAAACCUGUGCAUUUUGUGAAACGCCUUGCUUAAAGGUGGCCUGCAAAGAAUUAAAAAACACCUGUUUUUGUGCCCUUUUUGUUUUUAAA
Messenger RNA from Mauremys reevesii (Reeves's turtle), 2005 nucleotides. Its product is annotated as zinc finger protein 436-like. Gene Ontology annotation, biological process: negative regulation of transcription by RNA polymerase II. The coding region runs from base 61 to 1050 and encodes 329 amino acids. The transcript has 6 exons. Lineage: Eukaryota; Metazoa; Chordata; Testudines; Geoemydidae. The record is from RefSeq and is a predicted model, not a curated record. Gene Ontology annotation, molecular function: DNA-binding transcription repressor activity, RNA polymerase II-specific.